GGCAGAAUACUAGUGGCAGAAUACCAGUACCGUUGCUAUUGUUGGCAACCAGAUAAUUAGUCAGUUUGUUAACAUGGAUUUGUUUCAGAAUGGAGAGACUGCCUUUGACGCUGACGAUGUGUUCGGUAUCAUCAAAGAGUCAGUGGAAGGAACCAUGGGAGGAAACAUUUUCCAACAGAAUAGAGUGGACCAAUGGACCUCGAAUGUCGUGGAGCUGUGCCUGAGUCAACUUAGCAAGUUGGGCAAGCCUUUCAAGUACAUCGUGACCUGCAUUAUCAUGCAGAGGAACGGAGCAGGUUUACAGACGGCCAGCUCAUGUUUCUGGGAUGAUACCACUGAUGGAAGCUGUACAUUUAAGUGGGAGAAUGAGUCCAUGCACUGCAUCGUCACUGUUUUUGGUCUGGCCAUUUAAACCGACUGCUUUCGUUCAACAGUUUUCUACUGUGUUUUAUUUUCAUUUCAUUUUAUUUGUGUUUAAGGCCUGGCUUACCCCAAGGUUAUUUUUACUAGUUCUGAAGACUUUUGUGAACCUUUUUGAUGUUGGGAUUUCUAUUGACUUUUCAAUAAAUUUGUUUUCACUA
Molecule: messenger RNA, 581 nt
Organism: Esox lucius (northern pike)
Lineage: Eukaryota; Metazoa; Chordata; Actinopteri; Esociformes; Esocidae
Gene: dynlt1b
Product: dynein, light chain, Tctex-type 1
Biological process (GO): microtubule-based movement
Cellular component (GO): cytoplasm; cytoplasmic dynein complex
Molecular function (GO): dynein intermediate chain binding
Source: RefSeq, marked provisional